Molecule: messenger RNA, 3881 nt
Organism: Spirodela intermedia
Lineage: Eukaryota; Viridiplantae; Streptophyta; Magnoliopsida; Alismatales; Araceae
Source: the annotation of a GenBank genome assembly
AUGGCUCUGGUGUGCUCCACAGGAGGCGGAAGCUGCUGCUUGCAGCGAGCUCAGGUGAGAGGAGUGGCGCCUUCCUCUGGGCCUAUCCCUCUUCUAUCUAUCUCUUGGAGGAAGGAUGGUGGAGGCCGCAGGGGCUCUGCCCUGAUAGUUUGCGCCAGGAAGGGGCUCUCUUCCCGGACCCGCAGGCUGGAUAAUCGGGGAAAGAAGGGCGGUGCCACCACUACCGCGCCCAAGGAGGAGGAAUUAGGGGGUGAGGUGGAUGAUUCCCUGCCUUCCUCCGCUGAAGGAGAGCUGCUGGGGACGGAUGGAGCGAGCUCGGUGUCGACGCCGAUUCCGGAUUUGCCGGGUCUGACGACUGAUUUCUGGGAGGGGUCCAAGUGGGAUACCUUUGGCUUCAUCGUGCAGUACCUCUGGGCUUUUGGCAUUGUUUUCGCAGUAAGAUUUCAAUAUGUUCCUACCAUAGUUCUCUUUUAGUAUCGGUGAAUGGUUUUUAGGAUUUCCUAUCGCUUGCUUAUGUGAUAGUGCCAUUCCAGUUGUUAUAUAUACGGCGCAGAACCAGUGCAUUUCAGUUAAUUCUUCCCAUAGUUUUUGGCCAUUUUGUGUCAAAUAUAUUACAAAUUUUCGAGCUUCUCUAAAGGUUGAUUUUGGUUUAGAGAGCUCCAUCAUAUUGUUUUGGUGACAGAUAUGAAUAAGUUAUAGAGUUUAUGUGUAUUCUGAAAUUUCAAUAGUUGAAUUUGCUUAGAUGAUGCUUAAAGCCACAAUCUAUAGUUCUGGUGAACGUUUUUGACGGAGGGAAGUUAGUUCUUUGAAUAAAAUAUCACGAUUUAUAUGAAGAUUUAAAGUCCUCAAGCUAACAGCAAUGUUUUCUGGUAUCAAGCUAGCGGAUACGGAAUUUUGAUGAACUGAUGGAUGCAGGUGAGUCUGCAUAGACACUAGGAAGUAAGAAGACAUGAUAUUGUGAUGGUUACAAAUGGCAUUAGCCGUCUCCCCCAAAACAUUUUUUUCUAUUAACAUUUUUCCUUGGCACACUUGGCUAUUAAACACGAUUCUAAAUUCAAAUUUCUCUGUUUUCAUCUUCUCUCCACUAUAUAGCACUUUUUUUGGACAUUCAAUAUUUCUUCUCAGUGGAUAUUUGUAUUUAUUUUUUUUCUCUUUUAACGUUAUUGGUACCCAUUUAACUUUUAAAUUUUUACUUACUCCAAAAAUGAUGUCUUUGGGAAAAGAAUUAUAUUCUGGCAUGAAGGAGAGAGGAUAGAUAGCUAGUUUUGGUGCCUUUAUCGACUUCAAAUUGAGAAGGUUCCCUGUUGAAAAAUAGAUGAACAGCUCUAGAUACGAGUUGUGGAAAUCUCUUUAAAGUACCAAAAAAGGGUCAGAAUAAUGAGAUGUGAAUCUGAAAGGAGAGAUUGCAGUUACCGGCACAGUUUUGGGGACAUUUGAGUAAGCCGCUGGCUUCCAGCUGCACCUUGACCCCUAUCCCAUUUUUGGGCCAGGAUUUGCUAAUCUAAAAUAUUUCUUAAUGCUACAGCCUUUUGUUAUGCUUACUCACACUCCACGUCCAUUUUGUAGAAACCUAUUAGUCGGUUUGGUCUGUUAUGAUUUUCAUUCUAUUAGUUGCCCUGGGCAGGACGGAGUUACCUUGCCCACGCUCCUUACAGGUUUUCAAUGUGUCUGCUCAAUAACCUCCAUCUUUUUGUGUUGGAAUUUUCUCUGUGACUGAAAUGGUGGAAGGGAAAAGUUGCACCAAAGAAGAGGAAGAAAAGAGGAGGAAUAAGAGAAACAUAAGAAGAUGAGAAAAUUGGCUUGAUCACCACCAUUCUUGCACCUAUUGCUGCUAUUCCAGUGGACAUUCGUCCGUUCUUUCUCUUUCUCUGUUGUUGGACUCUAGCUUACUUUUGCUGCUGUUGUGGCUCCAGCAUUGGCCGCCGUCCUUGAUCCUUUCACUUGACUUGUCAUCAAGUAUGGGGAGAGGGGUCAAAAUUUUGAAUUUUUAUGUGUCUCUGUUCAUGUUUAUUCUGGUCGUUUUUAUUUUUGACAACUUAUAUGUUCGAUAUAAACCCAUAUUGCAGCGUCUCAUGAGAUAGAAGUAGUUGGAUGUGAAUUGGUCAGUAUGGUACCAAGAUUCGCAGGAGAUCUGAUCCACUUGGCUAGUUAGCUAAGGAGGGAUCAACUAUGACUUGAGAAGUCUGAAAGCUUCUCUAAGUCAUCUAACCAAGUUAGGAAACCAUGCACCUGUGAUUUACUCUAUUUCAAAUGUUGUUCCUUCUCAUGAUUGCUACAUCGAGCGAGAGAGAUCAACUUUCAUUGCAUGACAAUAUACUGCAAAAAAAUUCAGGGAGGCUGUUCUAUAACAUUCCAGCUCAUGCCAAAUGAUUAGAACCUUUAAUGGAUUCUAUGCUUCAUAUUGCUAGAUCUCUGAAGAAUAUGGAUGUAUCUGUUAAAAUACGGAGGAUCAUCUGAAUACGUGCUGCAAGAUUUUUGAUUUCUUGUUGAAUUGUAAAUGGAAAUUGGCUUUGUAAUUGUUCACAUUUCAUUUUUAGAAUGGUUCUUUGGUGGUGUUGAUUUGUGGAUGUAUUUCAAUAAGAGAAAUGAAUAGAAUGGAGGCUCUUAAAAUAGAUGAUGGUCCCGAGGCUAUUCGUAGAAGGAACCUAAGUUUUAGUCUCAAAGGAUGGACCCUUUAUUUUUGGAGCAAUGAUGCUGUUUCAUUGGGUGUCUGGAUUCUAAGAUGAGAUCUGUCAAAACUGCAAACCCCAAGUUCAAAAAUGAAGAGGCGUUCGAUUUCGUAACUUUAAUCUUUUUAAACCAUGAAGAAGAUCGUUUCAUACAUAUCUAUGGACAUGAGGCUAUGCCAAUCUAACCUACAGAUGGAGAUGUGUGUUUGGGGAGGCAUGGCUGCCUUUAUUUUUGAGCAGUUUGAGAGGAUGCUGGUUUGGCUGUAAUUAUUGCUCGGUGUCCACUGCUUUGGCUGUAUUUGUUCCAUCUACUUAUCAUAUUAAUAACUUAACACCAAGGAAGCUAUUCCAAUUUUGUUCUAUUUACAUCUCAAUCUUUUACUACUGCCAUGAUUAUAGCAUUUUGCGAAAAAAUAGCAGAAACUUUAGUCAGUUGGUGAAUUAGUCUCUCCAUCAUAACUUCGACGCCUUAGAAAUGUUACCCCUUUUCAUUGAAAUGAACUCUAAAAUUUAAAGUUCACAGAAAGUUCUAAGCAGUCUCGUUCGCUCAGGAAGGCUUUAAUCUCUUGGAAGUGAGACUGUUUCACGUGGUUAAUAUAUGAGAGAGGAAGAGUAAUAACUCGGCUGCUUAUUUAAGACCUUGCUUAUCUUCUGUGGCUUUUUGAACAGCGUCUAAUUUGUUCUGGUUUCCUACCUUUAUUACCAACAGCUGAUAACUGUUCCUCAGGCUAACGGCUCAAGAUUUGUAUACUAAGGGGCUCUGAGUUUCCUUUUUUUUGCAUAGGGUUGAAAUAUCCACUAACAUUCACGAGUGUUAGUUUAUAAACAUUGGACUUAACGUUUCGAGGAUCAGUGAGAGACUAUUGACAAAAUCUGCAUAUAUCAAUUUAAUAUUACUAUAUAUUUCAUCUACUAAACUAUUGAUGUUACAGAUCACAUUAUCUACAAUGAUAUGUUGACAGAUAUUUUUUUUACAUAAAUGACCUUGUUUCUGAUAUAUUUGUCGAGUUAAACAAGUCUCUUGGACACUGGUUGCAGUUAAUUGCAUGUGGGAUUGCGGUGGCCACAUACAAUGAAGGGGCAACGGACUUCAAAGAGACCCCGGUCUUCAAGGAGUCAAUGCAGUCACAAGAACUGCUAGAGGAGCCUGACUCAUCUGGUUCUGAUGUGUUUGAAGUCAAUCCGACCGAGGUGGCACCCAGUUUGGAGUAG